Messenger RNA from Pleuronectes platessa (European plaice), 3765 nucleotides. Its product is annotated as centrosomal protein of 164 kDa-like. The coding region runs from base 1 to 3765 and encodes 1254 amino acids. Gene Ontology annotation, molecular function: protein binding. The record is from RefSeq and is a predicted model, not a curated record. Lineage: Eukaryota; Metazoa; Chordata; Actinopteri; Pleuronectiformes; Pleuronectidae. The transcript has 6 exons.
AUGAGUGCAACAGCCCGCAUGGGAGGCCAGCUGAUCCUUGAAGAGAAAUACAAUCAGAAUCAUACACCUUCUGAACAAGAGAUACAAGAGUAUGCAAGAGAGAUUGGUAUUGAUCCUGGCAGUGAGCCGGAGCUCCUGUGGCUGGCAAGGGAAGGCAUCGUUACACCAUUGCCUCAAGAGUGGAAGCCUUGUCAGGAAGUGACAGGGGAAAUUUACUAUUUCAACUUCUCCUCAGGCCAGUCCACCUGGGACCACCCCUGCGAUGAGCACUACCGCCUCCUGGUGGCCCAGGAGCGUGAGCGCACCCAGCUCACUGCAGCUGUAGGAGGCAUGGGGGCAAAGAAGGACAAGGACAAGAAGACAAAGAAAGAGAAGAAGGAGAAGGAGAAGGAGAAGAAGGAGAAAAAAGAGAAAAAGUUUAUGCUGGCUAAAGAUGGAGGAAGCUCUUUAGCCAAUAAAGUAGACCGACUCGUCCCCCAUCAGUCCAGACCAUCCAGCUCCUUCUCCAGCCCCUCCGACUCAGAGCGAAGUGGAGUGGAGCUAAGUCCCAAAGCCUCUCUGGGGCUCCAGAGGCCUAGAACCAGGAGAGAGGAGGAGGCGAGGCUCAUUGAGGAGUCUGACAGGAUGCUGGAGGAUACCAGAGAGUCUAUCCAGAGGGAGAGAGAGACACAUAAUCACAAGCUCAGGGAGGAGAGCGAAGCCAUCCUGGAAGAUUUGGAAAAAACACUAGAGGAAGAGCGAGCAGCGGAGCGAGACAGGCUGGAAGCCCAGAAGAGGCAGGAUCUUGAACUCCUUAAGGCUGAGCAGGGAGAGGAGCUGGAAGCAGAGAGGACCGACUACCAACGAGAACUCACUGGCCGGCUUCAGGAAGUGCGGGAGGAAGAGCAGCGGGAUCAUGAGAGGAAGCUGGAGAAGCUGAGGGAAGACCACAAGAGAGAAAUGAACAACAUCAGAGAGAAAUACCUGGAUGAGGAGACCAUACAGAGAGAGCGCUUGCUGUCCACUCUGCAGGACGACAGAGAUCACCUCCAGGCCUCCCACGCUGUCCAGAUGGAGAAACUGAGGCUUCAGCUCAACACUCAGAUACGAAAGACGCAGCUCACACACUCACGCAAGGAGUCCGAAAUGCAGGAUCUGGCAGAUCAGUUGGAGCUGAAAGUCAAAGAGCUGAAGAGCCAGGAGAGCAUGCUGCAGAUCCAGGAGAGAGACCAGCCAAAGGACGAGCUGGAGAGGAUGAGAGAGGAUAAACAGCAAGCCUUAGAACUCAUCCAGAGAGUCAGGGAGGAGCGGAGCGGGGCAAUCAAGGAAAAGGAGAGGCUGAAAGGGGAGAGGGAAAAAGCCAGAGACAAGAGCAGGAGAGUGAAGGAGGACAAGGAGAAACUGGAGAGCAAUGUGACGCUGCUGCAUGAGAGAUGCAACGGUCUCAGCCACAGAGUCAGUCUCAACGCCGUCUACAAUGCCCCCAUCAGCAGCGGGCUGAAGGCCUCUGAGGAUCUCCUCAACAGCCGGUGGAGCCAGAUUUUUCCUGGAGCAGCUGUGGACCCAGUUGCGUCCAGCACCAUGAGGACCAGCUCAGCCUACUCAACUUACACUCCUGUUAGUGAACAGAGUACCAGCCUGCGGUCCAUGCAGAAUUCAGCAGAGAUCGAUGGUCAGAGGCUGCAGGGAAUGAUCGACAGCAACAAGAGGUGGCUGGAGACGCAGAAGAAAGACCCCAGCAUACCUCUAUUGACUCGCUAUCAAGCUCCGUCCUCCAAGAGAAGCCUGGUCCAGCUGGGCAUGGACGAUACCAACCAGAUCAGAAGCCAGAAGGAGGUAUGGGAACUGAGCUCCCAGUCUGGCUGCAUGGCCGGCGGGCGGGCGGGUGGCCAGUCCACCUGGGACCACCCCUGCGAUGAGCACUACCGCCUCCUGGUGGCCCAGGAGCGUGAGCGCACCCAGCUCACUGCAGCUGUAGGAGGCAUGGGGUUUAUGCUGGCUAAAGAUGGAGGAAGCUCUUUAGCCAAUAAAGUAGACCGACUCGUCCCCCAUCAGUCCAGACCAUCCAGCUCCUUCUCCAGCCCCUCCGACUCAGAGCGAAGUGGAGUGGAGCUAAGUCCCAAAGCCUCUCUGGGGCUCCAGAGGCCUAGAACCGCUAGAGGUCGGACCCCGUUAAAAACCCUUGACAAACCAGACAGAGAGAAUAAAGAGAGAGAGGAAGACGAUGAUAAGGAGAGUGAGUGGGAGGAGAUUCUUAGAGAACAAAAAGAGAAGGAGGGGGGGAGGAGGAAGGCUGAUCAGGAGGUAGAGGAGGAGAAAAAACAGUUGAUGGGGGAGAAAGAGAAGAGGAUGUGUCUCCUCCAGGAGGAGCUGCGUAGGGAGGAGGAGGAGGAGGAGAGGAUUCUGAAGGAGGAGAGUGAGGAAAGACUGAGGGCUCUGAGGCAGCGUCUCCUGUUAAAGAGGAGAGAGGAGGAGGCGAGGCUCAUUGAGGAGUCUGACAGGAUGCUGGAGGAUACCAGAGAGUCUAUCCAGAGGGAGAGAGAGACACAUAAUCACAAGCUCAGGGAGGAGAGCGAAGCCAUCCUGGAAGAUUUGGAAAAAACACUAGAGGAAGAGCGAGCAGCGGAGCGAGACAGGCUGGAAGCCCAGAAGAGGCAGGAUCUUGAACUCCUUAAGGCUAAGCAGGGAGAGGAGCUGGAAGCAGAGAGGACCGACUACCAACGAGAACUCACUGGCCGGCUUCAGGAAGUGCGGGAGGAAGAGCAGCGGGAUCAUGAGAGGAAGCUGGAGAAGCUGAGGGAAGACCACAAGAGAGAAAUGAACAACAUCAGAGAGAAAUACCUGGAUGAGGAGACCAUACAGAGAGAGCGCUUGCUGUCCACUCUGCAGGACGACAGAGAUCACCUCCAGGCCUCCCACGCUGUCCAGAUGGAGAAACUGAGGCUUCAGCUCAACACUCAGAUACGAAAGACGCAGCUCACACACUCACGCAAGGAGUCCGAAAUGCAGGAUCUGGCAGAUCAGUUGGAGCUGAAAGUCAAAGAGCUGAAGAGCCAGGAGAGCAUGCUGCAGAUCCAGGUAGUAGAUCUGAAGAGAAGGAGGAAGAACCUCAUAGAUGAAGGAGAGGAGGUGGACACAGAGAGAGAGGCCUUACCCCAGCUGAACCAGGAGAGAGACCAGCCAAAGGACGAGCUGGAGAGGAUGAGAGAGGAUAAACAGCAAGCCUUAGAACUCAUCCAGAGAGUCAGGGAGGAGCGGAGCGGGGCAAUCAAGGAAAAGGAGAGGCUGAAAGGGGAGAGGGAAAAAGCCAGAGACAAGAGCAGGAGAGUGAAGGAGGACAAGGAGAAACUGGAGAGCAAUGUGACGCUGCUGCAUGAGAGAUGCAACGGUCUCAGCCACAGAGUCAGUCUCAACGCCGUCUACAAUGCCCCCAUCAGCAGCGGGCUGAAGGCCUCUGAGGAUCUCCUCAACAGCCGGUGGAGCCAGAUUUUUCCUGGAGCAGCUGUGGACCCAGUUGCGUCCAGCACCAUGAGGACCAGCUCAGCCUACUCAACUUACACUCCUGUUAGUGAACAGAGUACCAGCCUGCGGUCCAUGCAGAAUUCAGCAGAGAUCGAUGGUCAGAGGCUGCAGGGAAUGAUCGACAGCAACAAGAGGUGGCUGGAGACGCAGAAGAAAGACCCCAGCAUACCUCUAUUGACUCGCUAUCAAGCUCCGUCCUCCAAGAGAAGCCUGGUCCAGCUGGGCAUGGACGAUACCAACCAGAUCAGAGUCUACCACUACUGA